AUAAACAAAAGAGUGCAGCAGGACGUUAUCAGUUCGUGGCUCCUUCCUUCUCUCUGCUAUCACUGUAACCUUGAGAAGUUCACAUCCAGUCCUUUCCACGGCCGUACUUCAAACGCACCAUUGGCCCACAGGACUCGUUGCUGCAGUGCAUGCUGGGAAUCAGGACUCUGUAAAUAUGUCUUUCCACUCAUUCAGCCAUCUGCUGUGACCGAGAUGUCACAAUUAUUUGCUGAAUGAGAGCAGCCUGUGUUUUGAUAGCGAGAGGUCGCCGAGUUUGAUUUAUCAGCUGGAGUAAAACAGCUGCUAUCAGGAGCGGCUCGAGGAACUGAUAGCGACGCUGGUCUCGACACGUUCAGAACGCUCUGGAAAUGAUGCAACAGUUCUGUGAACCCAGCGCAGGUCUGGCACUGAACCACCUCUCACAACCUGCUUCCAUAAAACCAAAUAAAGAGUGUGUGUCAUCAUGCACACUAAAUAUCUGCUUCAGUUCAGACGCUUUACUUUUAACGAAUCCAGACAUUGUUCAGCCAUUUUGAUGUGGAUUGAGUAGGAGCAUUCAGACAUUAUAAAAUCAUUUUGCAAAAUACUCAUGAUGGCAGCAAAUGGAUCACAAAAGGAAUCAAAACUGGAACCAGAGCUAUACUCCAUAAACUUAUUUAAAUUUGGGAAAAACUUUAUUUUUCUUAAGUUUACUAAAAAGACAGGAUAUGAUGUUUCCGAUUCCCAUCCUCACACACACAGCUCUGAGCUGAAGGAGACUUUAAACCGUGUUCAUAAUCGCGUCUCGCUCCGCCUUCAGCAGAAAUACUUCAUUCUUCAGCUCAAACUGAACUGACUGUGUUUGUUAAACUCUCGCAUCUCCACAUCAAACAUGUUCCUUCUUUCAGUCCUCCUGGGCGGACUGAUCAUCUGUCCUCUGAUUCUCAGGCUGUUUUUCCCGUAUUUCUGGACAGACUUUGUUUAUCACACAGUGCUGUUGCGGAUUUUACUCAAAUUCGUUUCCCGCAGAAGAAGGCGACCUCUGUUUCUCGCUCUGGACAGAUUUUUAGAACAGGUUGAAGCGCGGCCGAACAAGUCCUUCGUUGUUUUCGAGAACGAAAGAUACUCGUUUAAAGACGCAGACAGAGAGAGCAACAGAAUAGCGAACGCGUUACGGGCCGCGUCGGUUCUGAAACCGGGAGACACGGCGGUUCUGUUCAUGCUGAACGAGCCCGCGUUCAUCUUCUGCUGGCUCGCGCUGGCCAAACUCGGCUGCGCAUGCGCGCUCCUCAACAGCAGCAUCCGCGCGAGGAGUUUGAUCACGAGCUUCCGCUGCUGCCGCGACGCCAAAGUCCUGAUCGCGUCAGAAGUGCUGCGGCGAGCCGUCGAGGAGGUGAGUGAAGAUCUCCAGCAGGAGGACGUGAGCAUCUUCAUCAUGGCUGAAGAGCUGGAAUCAUCACGCAUGAGGAGUCUGACCAGAGCAGCGCAGGAAUCCUCCGACGCAGACGUUCCUCGAAUGCUCAGAGCAAACGUGUCCUUCACGUCCCCCGCCGUCUACAUAUACACAUCUGGAACCACAGGUCUUCCUAAAGCAGCCGUGAUCACUCAGACGCGUCUGCUGGCUGCUCUCGCUGUGCUGGCGUCGAAUGGCGUAACAGACACCGAUGUGAUUUACGUGACCCUUCCUCUGUAUCACACGGCCGGCUUCCUCGUGGGCUUCAUGGGCUCCGUAGAGACAGGUUCAACUAUAAUAUUACGCCGCAAGUUUUCCGCAUCUCAGUUCUGGGACGAGUGUCGGACUCACGAGGUGACGGUGAUUCAGUACAUCGGAGAGGUUCUGCGCUAUCUGUGCAACACACCGAAGAGCGAGAGAGAUAAAGAGCACGGCGUGCGUCUGGCCAUCGGGAACGGACUCCGGCCGGACGUAUGGAGGGAAUUCCUCCAGAGAUUCGGUCACAUUGAAGUCAGAGAGUUUUACGCCUCCACGGAGGGAAACCUGGGAUUCGUGAACUACGCUGGGAAGCUCGGAGCCGUUGGACGGGUCAGCUGGCUGCACAAGAAACUGUUCCCUUACGCCCUCAUUCAGUACGACACGGAGCGAGACGAGCCGGUCAGAAACUCCAGAGGCCUGUGUGUUGAGGUGCCUAAAGGGCAGACGGGGCUGCUGGUGUCCAGGAUCACCGGACUCGCUCCGUUCGUGGGUUACGCGCAAAACGAGUCGCAAACAGAGAAGAAGAGGCUGCGUGACGUCUUCAAGAGCGGCGAUCUCUAUUUCAACAGCGGCGAUCUGCUGAAGAUCGAUCACGACAACUUCAUCUACUUCCAGGACCGAGUGGGCGACACGUUCAGGUGGAAGGGAGAGAACGUGGCCACCACCGAAGUCUCGGACAUCAUCAGCGCGCUGGAGUUCAUCCAAGAGGCCAACGUCUACGGAGUUCGAGUUCCAGGUCACGAGGGUCGGAUCGGAAUGGCAGCACUGAAACUGAUGGAGGGAAUGGAGUUCGAUCGCACCGAAACGUUCAGCCACGUCUGCAGGUUCCUGCCGGGAUACGCACGACCUCGUUUCAUACGGAUUCAGAGCUCGAUGGACGUGACCGGCACCUUUAAACAGCUGAAGUUCAGGCUGGUGGAGGCCGGAUUCAAUCCCAGCAUGACCUCGGAUCCGCUGUACUUCCUGUGUGAGCGUGAGAGGACGUACGUCUCACUGACCCCAUCCGUCUACCAGCAGAUCGCAUCUCACGCCAUCAAACUCUGAUUUCUAACUGUUAUUGUUUAGGGGAACAUUGCUCACAAAUAUUUUAUUGAAGUACUAAAGAUGAGAAACACGUCUAUGAAUGAAAUGACAGACUUUGUGCUCUUCAUAACGAUCAAAAGCUGCUCUUUGAAUUAGUCAGAUCAUAACAGAGUCCUUUUACUGCAUUAGUUUAAUGUCUGUUUUUUAAAACCUUGUCAGUCACAUUUUACCUUUUCUACUGAACUGUUACGAAGAUUGACAAAAUCACUCUAUGAAUUACAUAUGAACUCCAGUGUUACAUUCAUUAUUGAGCCAGUGUUGUAAAUAAAGGAUAUCUUGAUGAUGUGAUCUAAACCAACAAA
This is a messenger RNA of Megalobrama amblycephala (Wuchang bream), 3075 nucleotides long. RefSeq lists its product as uncharacterized. The record is from RefSeq and is a predicted model, not a curated record. The transcript is spliced from 10 exons. NCBI's taxonomy places the organism in Eukaryota, Metazoa, Chordata, Actinopteri, Cypriniformes, Xenocyprididae. The coding region runs from base 872 to 2734 and encodes 620 amino acids. Gene Ontology annotation, molecular function: long-chain fatty acid-CoA ligase activity; long-chain fatty acid transmembrane transporter activity.